Messenger RNA from Colletotrichum graminicola M1.001, 1065 nucleotides. Its product is annotated as 2OG-Fe(II) oxygenase superfamily protein. Bases 1 to 1065 code for a protein of 354 amino acids. The transcript is spliced from 3 exons. The record is from RefSeq and is a predicted model, not a curated record. Gene Ontology annotation, molecular function: dioxygenase activity. Lineage: Eukaryota; Fungi; Ascomycota; Sordariomycetes; Glomerellales; Glomerellaceae.
AUGGCCGCCCUUGAGAUCCCCAUCAUUGACUUUUCAGGGUUCUACUCUCAAAAUGCGUCUCAGAAGCAAAAAGUCGUUGAUCAAAUCCGCGAUAGCUGUAUUUACAAUGGGUUCUUUCAGAUCAUUGGUCACUCUGUGCCUCUCGCGCAGCAGAAGGCCGCUAUGAAAAACGCCAAGAAGUUCUUUGCGCUUCCACUUGAAGAAAAGCAGAAAGUGGCCAAGGAGAACACCACAUGGAACCGCGGCUACGAGAUGCUCAGAUCACAGAUACUUGAGGAGGGUACCCAUCCUGAGCUCAAGGAGGGCUUCUACAUUGGAGCAGAAAUCCCUGAGACCCACCCUUACUUUAUCAACAAGAAGCUGAACAGCGGUCCUAACCAGUGGCCGGCGGGUCUGGGGAGUGACUUGCAAAGCUUCAAGGAUGCUAUGAUGGAAUACUACUCCUCGGCGCUGAAGUUGGCCGCAGACCUUAUGGGAGUUCUUGCGUUGUCACUGGACCUCGAAGAGGACUAUUUUGCCAAGUUCAUGGACGGAGCUGUUGCGUCGAUGAGGCUUCUCCACUACCCAACACAACCUAAAGACGCGGACGAGAAGUUGACGCGUGGGAUUGGUGCCCAUACGGACUUCGGCGCUAUUACCAUACUUCUUCAAGAUGAGAUAGAUGGGUUGCAGGUGUGGGACAAAAAGAACGAGACAUGGAUUGACGUUCCGCCGACCGAGGGCGUAUUUGUAGUGAACUUGGGUAAUCUCAUGGCAACGUGGACCAAUGAGUUAUACCAAAGUAAUAUCCACAGGGUUAUCAACAAGUCUGGGCAAGAACGUUAUUCUAUCCCUUUCUUUGUCUCGGGAAACCCCGACUACGUGGUCGACUGCAUUCCCACUUGUCAGUCAGCAACAAUUCCGGCCAAGUUUGGUCCCGUAACUGUGGAGGAGGCAGUGUCUGCAUCCUAUGCUGAGUCUUAUGGAAGGGCACAGUUGUACAAGCAGGGCCUCGAGCAGGUCACGACGAACAAAUUGCAGGCUCAGCAGACAGAAUUUCCGUCGGGGCAGAUCGCUGUCGCGUAA